Fonsecaea monophora is the source of this 339-nucleotide messenger RNA. RefSeq lists its product as hypothetical. The record is from RefSeq and is a predicted model, not a curated record. NCBI's taxonomy places the organism in Eukaryota, Fungi, Ascomycota, Eurotiomycetes, Chaetothyriales, Herpotrichiellaceae. The transcript has a single exon. Bases 1 to 339 code for a protein of 112 amino acids.
AUGAAUCGUCAUCGACCGACGAGAAGAAAAGCAAAGGCGCACCUUCUGCUGCACGAAUUCGCACCCAGCGAUGGCCAACGCUACAUCGGCCUUGACCAGAGCAAAGCAAUGCUCAACUUCCUGCACAAGGGGGCUUUCCAUCCCCCGUCCUUGCGCGAUGUGCCUGGCUGCAAGGCGAGAUUCUCGGUUGACGGGUUCAACAAUGACAAACUUAGGGUACCUCAUGCACAAGCGUCCUCUGGCGUUCUGGAGCUGUCCGAUCUGCGAGCUCGGGAUCCUGAUACCCUUGCAACAUCCUAUUCCAAUGUCAGAGCGACGUCCUUACCUUCUUCGGCCUGA